UUUUCCAAUUUCCUAUGACUGUGUCCGAUAUUUCGUAUAUAGCCGCCGAAUACCACAUAUCAUGUUGGUUACGACGGAUACCACGUUUGAAUUUCGCAUUACAUGUUUACAGUGUCAAUAGACUUUGGACGGCGUGAUAUUAAUUAAUAAAGAGUGGGAGAGGAGGACGCGUCGGCCGUUGACGGUCGAGCCGUUCGUCGAAUUCGGCAGGCUACGAUCAACACCCGUGCAAUACAGUUAUCGUAGCAUUUUUUUUUCGUUUUUUGUUCUUUUUUUGCACAUUCAGAGUAUUUUAUACUCAUUAUUUUAUAUUAUUACAUUUACUUAUUUUAUUCGUCUAAUACUUAAUUCAGUUAUUAUUAUUCGGUUGUUUUUUUUAUUAUAUCAAGGAUUUCGAAGACCGUCUGUUCAUAAUGGUUAAAAUCUGUGUCAUGUGCGGUAACGUCGAUGCUGUUAUUGGAGUUUCAUUACACAGAUUUCCGUCAAACGUCGCACGCAGAUUUCUGUGGGUGCAGUUCGUGGAGACCAACGGUUUUGCUGUUCGCCCCACCUCAAUGCUCUGUUCAAGACAUUUCGUUCCUCGACUCGACUACUUACCGAGUGCCAACCGUCGCCGCCUCUACAACGCAGCAGUGCCGUCAAUAGUAGUCAGACGGCAUGUAGUGCCUGACGGUGAACUAGCAGUUCACGCAGGCAUUGAUAACGUUCAUGUACACGACGGCGGCGCAGAAAUUGUCGAGGUACAGUUGGAUGACAACCGCGUGGAAGUUCAUGUGGUUCAAGUGGAGGAUAACAAUGUGGAAGUUGUUGAGAUAUACGACAUUUCGAUGGAUGACAAUACAGUCCAUGUCGUUGAAGCACAGAUGGACGACAACAUUGUGGACGUUGUUGAAGUUCAGAUGGACGACGUCCGUCAGGACGGUCAAGACAUUGAGGAAGUCGAAGUCGUUGAUGUUCUACUGGCCGACGCACAGGCAGAACUUGAAUUAGCAAACGUAUUCAAUGACGUUUUACUUCAAGACGUCGACGAAGAGUUGGAGCCUAUUCCACCCUGUGUACCGGUUGCAGAACCUAGGGCACCUGCGCCAAUGAGAGACCGUCCGGCAGGUGUUCAACACCCACUACCAGAACAACACAACAUUGGGACAUUGGAUGCGGUCUGCAGGGAUUGUCAGGCCCGUCACUUCAACUGUGAGCGCGCUUCUAGAGGCCACUUCUCCACGUGUUGUAACAACGGUCAGGUGACCGUUACAGGACAUCGUGUGUUGUUGAGAGCACCGGUAUUUAUAACUAAUUUGUUGAUCGCUGAUUCACAGGAAGCUAAAAACUAUCGAACUCACAUUCGCCGGUACAACAACUCUCUGGCAUUCGCUGCGUUCUCCAGUGACCUCAAUCCAAGACGGUUGACAGGUCGAGGACCAAACGUGUUCACUGUCCAUGGCCAAGUGUACCGCAGGACGAACAAUGAUGUCGUUGGAAACGGACGGGAACAACCGAGAUACUGCGAAUUGUAUUUCGUCGAUUCCGCUGAGGCCAACCAGGCCCGCUUGCGACAACAGCCAAUCCCAGGCCGUCUGUUGGAAGGUUUGCUUGCGGACUUAGACCAACUGCUUCGGGACAUCAAUCCAUAUGCUCUGGCUUUUAAGAACAUGCGUAGGCUGUGGUCGGAAGAAAGAAAUAGAGCCAAUGCCAACCCUGCUGUGGUGAAACCGAGGACGGUCACCAUGCAUUUUGUUUCGGAUGCGGCCAGGGAUCAGCGACGAUACCAGAUACCGACUGCUAACGAAGUUGCGGCCGUGUUCGUCGGUGACGAUGGUCGACCGCCUAGAGACCUCAAUCUGGUAAUAUAUGACAGGAAUACUGUUAAUCCUCAACACAGGAUGCAAACCAUAUCCGUGGGUUCGUGUCACGCGGAUCCCAUGUUGUAUCCGCUGUUGUUUCCGUGCGGAGAAAGUGGUUGGCAUUUCAACAUGAUGCAGGAGGGUAACCGCAACAACCGAGUUCGCGUUCGGAACACUAUCCGGGAGUUUGUGUGUUAUCGAAUGGCCAUUCGAUAUGCAGGAAACAACGAUACUAAUCACGAAUACAUGAGUUUGUUACAUGGUGGUGGUUUUUUGUUGCAGCAGUACAUUUGUGACCAGUACGUUCGAAUGGAAUCGAACAAUCUCAACUACGCCAAAAAUCAGCGGGCACUCCUCGCUGAUGCGUAUCAGGGACUUGUGGACCACGUAAACCAACAGCACAACUUGGACGCGCCGGCCAACCCUAUGGCUGUCGGCCGUAGGGUCAUCUUACCUUCGACGUUCGUCGGGAGUCCACGUUACAUGAAAGGAUGUUAUCAUGAUGCAAUGGCCAUUGUGCGUAAGUACGGUAAACCUGACCUGUUUGUUACUUUUACGUGCAACCCUAGGUGGCCAGAAAUCACACAGAAUCUCGGAAGGUGGACUGCUCCGACUGACAGACCAGAUCUCAUUGCCAGGGUAUUCCACGCCAAACUCAAGGCCCUCAUGCAGGACAUUAUAGUCGACUCUGUGUUUGGUAAUGUAGACGCAUAUGUAUACACUGUUGAGUUUCAGAAACGCGGUCUACCGCACGCGCACAUACUAAUCAUCCUCAAGGAGGACAGUAAAUUGCUCACUGUAGAGGACGUGGACAACGUUGUGUGUGCCUUCUUGCCAGACCCGACAUCUGACAGGCGCCUAUUCGAUUGUGUGACGUCGCACAUGAUUCAUGGACCGUGUGGAACACUCAACGCCAACAGUCCGUGUAUGGUUGACAAAAAGUGUUCGAAGAGGUAUCCGAAAGAAUACAGCGACGAGACAGUAUAUGCCUCUAACAACGGUUACCCUACGUAUCGCCGACCCAACAAUGGCCCUGUGGCCCUUGUCAGACAACUGGAGGUCGGCAAUGAGUUUGUCGUCCCACACAACCCAUACCUUCUGGCCAAAUAUGAUGCACACAUCAAUGUGGAGGUGUGCUCAACAGUGAAGAGUGUCAUGUAUUUAUAUAAGUAUGUGUACAAAGGACAUGACGCGGCAACUAUGGAAGUAUGGGAUGGCGAUGAAAUAUCAAAGUGA
This is a messenger RNA of Aphis gossypii (cotton aphid), 3077 nucleotides long. RefSeq lists its product as uncharacterized. The record is from RefSeq and is a predicted model, not a curated record. Lineage: Eukaryota; Metazoa; Arthropoda; Insecta; Hemiptera; Aphididae.